Gryllus bimaculatus (two-spotted cricket) is the source of this 2218-nucleotide messenger RNA. The record is from the annotation of a GenBank genome assembly. Lineage: Eukaryota; Metazoa; Arthropoda; Insecta; Orthoptera; Gryllidae.
AUGGGGCUGAUAAGCAGCAAGUAUCAGAUGCGGGCUGAGCAAGAAAAGAAAGUGGAAGAACCUGAAGUCACAAUUCUGGAAGAUUCAUCAGACGAACCAAAGAUUAUUCCGGCCACUCCACCACGAUCUACAGAAUCAGAGUCACAACCUACUACACCUGCCAGCGUCUUCUUCUCAUCACCUGUGGCUGCUUCAUCUCCUCUCACAUGUUUUGGCAAGGCGACUUCUGCAGCUUCUCAUAGAGCUGACCGCAAAGAAGGAGAUUUGGAUGAUGGAAUGAGAACCACAGCAUCACCUGCCGCUGUGCCUGUAGUGGUGUUAGAUGAAGAGACUCGAAUGAGUGCUGACAUCAGUGUUGCUGAUGGAGACAUGGAUACUAGGAGUGGUGGUCUGGAAGCAGAUAGUCGGCCCAGCACUCCUCCUCAAGCCAUUUUGCCUCCCUCGGAGGCCCCACCUUCACAUUCUGCAGACAACGGCACCGCUGUGGAUGUGGAGUUGCUGAGAGAGGGAGAGGAUGCAGCAGCUGGAGGUGCUGGGGCUGACGCAGGCCCUGCGGCUGCUCCACCUGCAGCAGGAGCAGUACCUGGGGGAGAGGAGAGCCAGGGCAGUGCUGUUAGUAGUGCCACUGCAGACAGUACGCCAGGAGUUCGGCGAAACAAGUGUCGUAUGGAAGUGUGCGAUCCAGAUGCGAAGGACUUUACAGUGGAUAUGCUGGCAGAGUAUCAGUGGCCCCCUGGUCGCACUGGGGAGCCUCUGAUGUUGCAAGAGCAGGUUGCAGAGUAUCUGGGGGUCAAGUCCUUCAAGCGGAAGUACCCAGAUGUCCAACGGCGAGCCGUGGAAGCAGAAGAGAAGACAUUCCUACGAGAAAAGGGGUUUGACUGCAAUCAGCAGUGUGGAAGUUUUGGACAUAAGUUCACUGAUUUCCCAGAGAAGUAUGAAGAAUACAAGAAGACAUCUGCGAGAGCGAAGCCAAGAAAUGUCUUUGAAGCAAAAAUAUACACCCCAGCUGAACUUCGCUACUUCCCAUUAAAUACUGUGCUCUAUGGACCAAUGAAGCCCAAUGAACGUCAAGAAACAGGAGGUGGCUCCGAUGGCAGUCAGUCUGAAUCUGAUGACUCCAGUUCCUCAGAUGACUCUAGCAGCAGCUCAUCAAGUGAAGGUACUCAAGACACUGAAGAAACUGGCUCAACUGCUGGUGAUGCUGAAAUGGACAAUGUUGCCGGAGGGGGCAGUGCCAACGGCGGCAGCAAAGGUGAAAGUGCAUCCGCACCUGAUGCAACACAGAGUUCUGCACAAGUCAACGGACGCAGCACUAUUAGCACAGGGAUAGGCUCUGCAGAGAAGUUGGCAAUGAAGGAGGAAGCAGCCAUCUGCAAAGUGUGUGGUGGAGAUCGCAACCGAAACAAAGAAGGCAACUCCGAAGUUCUCAUCCAUUGUGCUACUUGCACAUCGAGUUGUCAUCCUAGUUGUUUGGAUUUGACAUUGGACAUGGUGCCUCAUAUAAAGAAAUAUGACUGGCAGUGCACUGAUUGCAAAAUUUGCAUUCAGUGCAAAGACCCUGCAGAUGAAGAUAAGAUGCUUUUCUGUGAUAUGUGUGACCGGGGGUACCACAUCUACUGCGUGGGGCUGCGCCGCGUGCCGAGCGGGCGCUGGCACUGCCGCGAGUGCGCCGUGUGCGGCAACUGCGGCGUGCGCGAGCCAGGCCCCGGCCCAGACGCCGCUUGGCAGCACGAGCUGGGCCCCGCCCCCGGCCCCGCGCCUGGCCCCGCGCUGCGGCUGUUGCAGUACAAGAAGGCUGAGCACAAGGGCACGCCCCCGGGCCCGGCCAACGCGCGCGUCUACGCCCAGACGCUCUGCAUCGCCUGCUCCAAAUUGUGGCGCCGUGGACGAUACUGCCAGCUGUGUUGGCGAUGUUUUGAUGCCAAGACUGACGAUGACGCUGGACUCAUAACUUGCAGUGUCUGUGACAAGAUGAUGCAUCCAGGUGUGGAACUGGACAAAGCAAAUUUCCUUUGUGAGAUCUGUCAAGAGAAAGGGCAUCAAGCUCGGGCAUCAUCUUUAAAACUUUCUAUGCGGCCUGUCGUUAAGAAAAGAGUAGAUUUGUGAAAUGAAGUAACAGUAAGUGAAAUGAAGUACAGUAAUUUUGUGUUCAGAUUGAACUGAAUUGUGCACUAAAGUAUCAAAGUUUCCCAUCUUACAUAAAAUGAUGGAAUUUUAU